AAGAAUUCGGAACAUCACGCCUCUGUCGAAUUAGAUUGACUUGCGUUUCACAGUAUGACGAACGAUUCGUUUACACACGGUAUCACGGUUGAAGACGGGGCUGGUGCCUUACCUCCAACAUGCCAAGUGGAGCCUUCCCGAUUGGUACAUAGGCGUUGGACGCUACAACCUUGUCACAACAUUGGAACCUCUUCCCAGCAAGACUUUACCAAUUCACCCCACCUACCGCCAAACACCACCACUUCGAAUCCUUCUCGAACCCCGGGCAUCACGGUCGCGCACCUCUAUUGAUACGAUCGACACCGACUUUUACACCGAAUAAAUCAUCAGACAUGGCUGGCGGUGGAAAAGGAAAGACAGGUGGCAAGACAGGAGGCAAAGGCGAUGCGCAAGUCAAGACUCCCAAGUCGCACUCCGCCAAAGCCGGACUUCAAUUCCCCUGUGGUCGCAUAAAGCGUCAUCUCCGAAACCUAACGCGACAAAAGACGCGCAUCGGAGCUAAAGCCAGCAUCUAUCUGACCGCUGUGCUCGAAUACCUGACUGCCGAAGUUCUCGAGCUCGCAGGCAACGCUGCCAAGGAUCUCAAGGUCAAGCGCAUCACGCCACGCCAUCUUCAGCUUGCCAUCCGAGGUGACGAAGAACUGGACACCCUCAUCCGAGCUACCAUCGCUUUCGGAGGUGUUCUACCACACAUUAACCGUGCACUACUACUCAAGGUAGAGCAGAAGAAGAAGGGUGGUGCGGCAAAGGCUGGUGAGGUGUAGGUGCUUGGAUAUCCUGCCAGCGAGCGCACGCGCCCCGACCGCGGCAAACUUGACCAACCCACAAGCCAACCUCGGUUUGGCGAUAAGAGGAGGCAGUGAAACGCCUAGCCUUAGCAUGUGUAUGAAGAGGCACGCUCUUUGUCUGGCUUUUCUAUCUACCGCAGUCUUGUUGAUGAGGAC
This is a messenger RNA of Alternaria alternata, 944 nucleotides long. Its product is annotated as histone-fold-containing protein. Gene Ontology annotation, cellular component: nucleosome. Gene Ontology annotation, molecular function: protein heterodimerization activity; DNA binding; structural constituent of chromatin. The record is from RefSeq and is a predicted model, not a curated record. The transcript has 3 exons. Lineage: Eukaryota; Fungi; Ascomycota; Dothideomycetes; Pleosporales; Pleosporaceae. Bases 333 to 764 code for a protein of 143 amino acids.